This is a messenger RNA of Sphenostylis stenocarpa, 450 nucleotides long. The record is from the annotation of a GenBank genome assembly. Lineage: Eukaryota; Viridiplantae; Streptophyta; Magnoliopsida; Fabales; Fabaceae.
AUGAUCAGUGCUGACCAGUUAACCUGUACACUGUUUGAUUUAAUAGAGGAAGGAUGGCAUAGGUGUUAUCAUGAUAGAUCACACAACUUGUUACCUUUAUUUACACGAUUUCAAGAGUUGUUCGCAUUCGACGUGGAGAAUUUGAGAAGAAACUUGAAGGUGUUGGAACAACGAUCAAAUUUCCUCGUUGCGUUCCUGAAAACCUCCAUUUUCAACUUGCUCAUGCUAGUUGUUAGGAAGGAUAUCUCCUUUCUUUUCAGAAUUCAUGAAUCUGUUAGGAAGAAGAAGUCAAGGGUAAAGUUUGCUGGCACAACUAAUUCUUCUUAUAUGAACAUUAUCUGUGUUUGGUUGUGUGAUAAUGCACGGAAGAACCACUUUGCUGUUGAGUCGUGGCAAACCAUGGUGGAGGAAUUGUCACUCCUGGAUGAUUCGAAAGAUCCUUACCUCUAG